Molecule: messenger RNA, 495 nt
Organism: Rotaria sp. Silwood1
Lineage: Eukaryota; Metazoa; Rotifera; Eurotatoria; Philodinida; Philodinidae
Source: the annotation of a GenBank genome assembly
AUGACUUGGAGUUAUCAAGAAUAUGUUGCUGCUAGCUUAAGUAUACAUUUUGGUUUGGGUGUUGUAAUCGUUGCUGUUUUAUUCUAUCUUAUACGCUGGCGUCCUAGAACAUUUUAUCGUAUGAUUGAAGCAAUGUUUUCAAUUAAACACUGUGAAGCAACACCAUGUAACGCCAGGGAAUUUAUUGAUGUAUACGGUGUUCAAAUUGGCUUGUCAGCAACUACUCUUGGAUUUCUACCUGCUUUGGCCUUAUUUAUUAUGGCAACAGCUGUCUUAACAGCUACGUUCAUCCUUUUUCUAUCAGAACUAAUUUUCAUUACCCGUUAUGUUUCUCCGAAUAGUAAAUGUCCAUCGGACAAUGAAAUGGACUGCUACACAACUGUUAACGAUACAAAAUCAAAAAGUGUAUCCGAACGUUAUUUUUGUAGUCAAUGUGGUAGUCCUGUCUAUUCAAAAAGUCCGGAAACUAAACCAAAAAAAUUAUUAUUAAAUUAA